Molecule: messenger RNA, 1119 nt
Organism: Menidia menidia (Atlantic silverside)
Lineage: Eukaryota; Metazoa; Chordata; Actinopteri; Atheriniformes; Atherinopsidae
Source: the annotation of a GenBank genome assembly
CUGCUAUCCGUUGCUGAAUUCGGUCGUUGGCUUCUGGCUGUGGAGCAGCCUGUAACGCUGCCCUCCCUCCGCUGGGGGGCGCUGCGCUCAGACCAGCCGUCCCGAACCGGGCUCGUCCCUGGAAACAUGGCGGAGGUCAGUCAGUUUGCUGGCCUCAGAGCCCACAUCUUUGCUCUAAAGGGCUACGGCCGCUGCCUCCCGGGGAGCCAGAGCAAAUGGGACAGGAGAGCGGCACACACUCCCUCCCCGUCGGCCGGGUUUCCGCCGGAUGACACGGACCACGAAGCCGAAAAUCCAUCGGAAACGAGGACGAGUGGAGUGUCCCUGGACAGUUACUCAAGGGUAGCACAGCUGGUUGGUGGAGUCUUAGAUGAUUUAGAGAAGGAGCAUAUAGCCGAAAACUGUCAUUAUCGUGGCGUACAAGUUUUGACCCUCCCUGGAUACCGAAACUUUGCCAAGUUUUUGAGGACUUUGUCCCCCGCUUCCUGCCUUCAGCGGACUGGCGGCGGUCGGUAUCCCCACUUGGGGCACUUGGUUUCCGCCAGAGGGUUUAGCAGCGACGGGGGCAGGUCCGAGCCUCUGUACCGAACCAAAACCGGCUAUUACGAAAUCCUGGAGGUGUCACCCAUCGCCACGCAAGCCCAGAUAAAAACGGCGUACUACAAGCAGUCCUUCGUCUACCACCCGGACAGGAACGCCGGGAGCGAGGAGGCCACCGUCCGCUUCUCUGAGAUCAGCGAAGCCUACACGGUGCUGGGCAACAAGGGACUCCGGAAGAAGUACGACCGGGGGCUCUUAAGCCUCUCGGACCUCACGGCGACGGUCAGGCCCUCCGCGAAGGACGCCGGCGACGGCUCGGCCGGCCCGCUCGCCCAGAACAGGCGCUCCGUGAUGGGCACGGACAGCCGGGGGGGCAUUUUCGAUUUCGACGAGUUUUACAAGUCCCACUACAACGAGCAGCUGCAGAGACAACGAGACAUCCGGGUCCGGAAGGAGGACAUCCUGAAGAAGAAGCAGACCAGCGUGGGGGACAAGAAGUUGGACAAGAUGAUGGAGGUUGGAGUGGGGAUGCUCAUGAUAUUCGCCAUGGGGAUCCUUCUGAGUUUAAACCAAAGUUAA